Molecule: messenger RNA, 2251 nt
Organism: Oncorhynchus mykiss (rainbow trout)
Lineage: Eukaryota; Metazoa; Chordata; Actinopteri; Salmoniformes; Salmonidae
Source: RefSeq, a predicted model, not a curated record
AGUGUAUUAGUAAUCUAUGGACACAACUGGUUUAUGAUGCUGACCUUCCGAUUGGGUGUGGUUACGGUGCUAUCUCCCGGUCCCGGACAUGGCAAUACACCAACAUUAAGCGUCUUGCUCAAACCGACCCGUCACGACACUUGUUUGCCCCACUGUUCGGCACCCUGCAGGGGCAAGUAUGACAUCAAUGACUCCUCACCGCGGGAGCCACGUACAGCAGCCACUACCGCUCCGCCGCAUCCUUCUACUCUGCCCCGCAAAAGCGUUUAAAAGUCACCACGUUGUGCACGGUCGAUUUGAAGGAGUCCCCGUUUAAAUGUAUUUCAAUGACUGGUGAACUUGGAAAGAGGAAAGGGCACUCACUGACUGACAGCCACAACGAUGAUUUAAAAACACACCAACCUAACAACAUCACACCCCCAUUGGCUCACGAGGAGGAAGAUACAACACAUUGGCCCCGCCCCUUCACACUGUCUUUGGACAAAAAAACAACAAAAAAACAGCCGCUUAGUCACGAUAGGACGAGGAGAUGCGUUGUCCGAUGAUGUUGACCCUGCAGGCGGUGUGUGUGUGUGUGAGCGUGUGUGUGGCCAUGCAGCAAUACCCAGCUGCCUGGGGCCACUAUGACGUGUGUAAGAGUCAGAUCUACACAGAGGAAGGGUUAACGUGGGACUACAUGGCCUGUCAACCAGAAGCUACAAUCCUGACCAAGUACCUGACCGUCAGCCUGGACCCGCCCAAUAUCACCUGUGGAGACCCACCUGAGACAUACUGCGCACUGGAAAACCCUUACAUGUGCAACAACGAGUGUGACGCCUCCACAGAUGAACUAGCCCACCCUUCGGAGCUCAUGUUCGAUUUCGAGGGCCGCAACCCAACAACCUUCUGGCAGUCCAGUUCCUGGAAGAAGUACCCCAAACCCCUGGAGGUCAACAUCACGCUGUCCUGGAACAAAACUAUCGAGCUGACGGACGACAUCGUCCUCACCUUCGAGUCCGGCCGCCCUGAGCAGAUGCUUCUGGAGAAAUCGCUAGACUACGGUAAAACAUGGACCCCUUACCAGUUUUACGCUACCGACUGCCUCGACGCAUUUACCAUGGACCCCAAGACGGUCAACGAGCUGACCCAGCGAACCCUCCUCGACAUCAUCUGUACCGAGGACUACUCCCGUGGCUACGUGUGGAAGUACGAUAAAACAGUCCGCUUCGAGAUCAAGGACCGGUUUGCGCUGUUCGCCGGGCUGCAGCUGUACAACAUGGCGUCGCUCUACGGUCAACUGGACACCACCAGGAACCUACGGGACUUCUUCACUGUGACGGACCUGAGGAUACGGCUGCUGAAACCGGCCACCGGGUCCACCAUGGUGGAUGAAAACAACUUGUCCCGAUACUUCUACGCCAUCUCUGACAUCAAGGUGCAGGGAAGGUGUAAGUGUAACCUGCACUCCAACAGCUGUGUGUUUGACAAGGACAAGGGGAAGCUGGGGUGUGAGUGUGAACACAACACAACAGGACCAGACUGCGGCCGCUGUAAGAGACACUACCACGGACGACCCUGGAGCGUCGGGUCCUACCUGCCCAUUCCCAAAGGAACUGCUAACAUCUGUAUCCAUAGCAGUCAUGGACCAGUGCAUCGAGCUAAUGCUUCAUCUCUGGGUGUUGCAAACCGUAAUCAAGCUCAUGUGUGUGACAACGCCAUGCUUCUCUGUCAGAACGGGGGAACGUGCCACCUCCACCACCAACGGUGCCACUGUGCUACAGGCUUCACUGGCAUCCUUUGUGAGAGAGAACGAUGCCAGGGUCCUGGGCCCUGUGAGGAGUACCCCACGUCUGGGCAACCAUCCCUCCAUCACCCCCCCCUCUUCCACUACCUCUACCCUCUCCUGCUGGGCCCCCCAGGUCUGCUCCUCACCCUGCUACUCCCCCUGGUGAUGAUAGGGUUCUGUUGACAAUCGCUGUAUUCAUUACAAUUGGCCAGGGAACUUGGAACUUGGAAAGAUCUACUUGGCCUUAUUGCGUUUUGACAGGACAGGAGAAAGACAUCUCUAACCACAUGUCGUGGGACAGCAUCUUGGGGAAAGGAAAAGGAACUUCAGCACCUAAAGUACCUAGAUGGGACGAUCCAGAGACACUGACCGAGAUACAAAAAUGCCAUCAUGACUGAAAUGAGGUAGAAGUGCAAGUGUUUGCUGAUAAACUAGAUGAUUAACGAAGAUAUGCUUUUGGUCAGAGACAGACAGACAGACAGACAG